Danaus plexippus (monarch butterfly) is the source of this 3327-nucleotide messenger RNA. Its product is annotated as venom carboxylesterase-6-like. NCBI's taxonomy places the organism in Eukaryota, Metazoa, Arthropoda, Insecta, Lepidoptera, Nymphalidae. The transcript has 3 exons. Bases 65 to 1840 code for a protein of 591 amino acids. The record is from RefSeq and is a predicted model, not a curated record.
AUUGGUCGAAAUUAAAAAAAGGUGAUGCACGAUCUUUAAUACACGUACGUGUUUUUGUUACAAAAUGAAUAAACAUAUAAUAUAUUUCUUUUCACUACUUACGUUCAAUUUAUGUGCAUCCGAAGAAUACGAAAUCAUAGAACUGCAAUUAAAUCAAGGUAUUCUAGCCGGGAAGUUGGAUAAAACAUUUUUGAAACAUAAAGGUUACUUUACAUUCAACGGUAUACCAUUUGCCGAACCACCUUUGGGUGAAUUGCGUUUCCAGCCACCCGUCCCCCACAGAGGUUGGAAAGGUGUUUAUGAGGCAUUUAAUAAAAAACAAACAUGCAUUCAAUUCAAUUCCAGGCUGAGAAUGGAUGACAACUACGGCUUAUCUGGUUCCGAGGACUGCCUGUAUUUAAAUGUAUUUACACCUAAUGUGAAAGGCUCCUCCCCGGUUGUAGUCUUUGAUUACAAUGACAAUUUCAGAACUGGUUUUAACAGUACGGAUACCUAUUCACCCGAUUUUUUCAUUGAAGAGAAUGUAGUAGUUGUUCAUAUAAAUCACAGGCUUGGAGUUUUAGGUUAUCUAACAACGGAGGACGAUGUGAUUCCCGCUAACGCUGGCAUUAAGGAUUUUAUAAUGGGAUUAAAAUGGAUUAGAGAUAAUAUAAGCCGGUUAGGCGGAGAUCCGAAACGUGUAACUCUAAUGGGUAGUAGAGGUGGCUCAGUUUUAAUUGAUAUUUUAUUAAGAACAGAAAAAGCGAAGAACCUUUUCAGCUCAGCCAUAUUACAAAGUGGGACGGCGUUAGAAAGUGUUUUCUUUCAUAAAAAUCCAAGAGAGAAAGCUUUUAGACUCGGCGAAGCACUGAACAUUAAGACAAAUGAUAGUUUAAGAUUGCUAGAAGAUUUACAACAAUUGAAUGUCAGCGUCUUGUAUGAUAAAGAAACGUCAGUUCUUGAUCGCGAUCAAGUUGACAAAAUACAAAUGAGUAUUCAGCCUUUCGCACCCACUUUAGAGCUGGACACUUCGGAUGCAAUCGUGACAUCGCUACCGGAAGAUAGCAAAUACUUUAAUGAUGUCCCGGUUAUAAUCGGAAUGAACUCCAGGGAAGGGUUGGACUUAGCGUCCCAUUUCAUCAUGGAACCCAGACUUUUAAAAGAUAUAAGCUAUGACCUAUUAUUUUUACUGCCAAUCAGAACAAACUUCAGAUUUGAUAGAAAUAGCGAUGUACAUAAGGAAGCAGCUAAAGAAAUAUUGGACUUUUAUUUCGAAAAGGGUUAUUUUUAUUACGAAAAUAUACUAGAAUACGUCGUAUACUCCGGUGACAUGGUACAGCAAUAUGCUCUGAAUAAGGCUGCCAAGGAACUAUCAAGAGAAUUAGAAUCACCUGUCUAUUACUACUUAUUCGAUUUCAGGGGCUCUAUAAAUGAAAAUAGUAAUUUUAUCGCUUCCAGAUCAAGAUUCAGUAUAGAACAUUGGGGAGCCACUGUCGCCGACGAAUUAUGUUAUUUACAUCUUUGUAAUCGUAUAAGAAAUAAUUAUAUAGAACUAUCAAAACUAGUGAGCGAUCAACCCGAGUUCAAAGUUUUAAGAAAAAUGGUACGGCUUUGGGCGAAUUUCGCUAGAACGAGAGACCCGACCCCUUCGAGCGGGGACGACGUCCUAGGAGAUUUUAAAUGGCGGCCCAUCGUUAAAGAGAAUAAUGAAACAAAUUACCUCCAUAUAACAAAAUCGCUUAAUAUUAAAACCAAUCCCUUGGGCGAGAGAGAAAAGUUCUGGGAUAGAUUUAUAGCUAAGUAUUCGAGUUUAGCGGUCGAUGGUCUUGUGCUGAAAAAGGAGAGUCGCGACGAGCUUUAGACUAUUUAAAAUUGUUAACAUUUUAAACACGCAGCGUAAAACUGUAGUAGUAAUUGUAUUUAAAGUUAUAAACCUUUUUUAUAUCAAUAUUUUGAAUUAAUAUUUAAAAAACAUCUCAUUUGACGUGAGUUAUUUAUUCGCGUUAGAAUAGUAGUGCAUUUAUUACCUUAGAAUGAUCUCCCAACUUUGUAUGAACUUUGACAAACUAGUGAAAUUACAGCUACAUAUUAAAUGAUACGAAACUAGCCAAAGGCUGUAAAGAGAUUGUUGAAAACGAAUCAUUACAUUUGUUAUAGUGUAUCCUACCUAGCAAUAGUACACAACCAUGCAAAACAAAACAAAAUAACCAAAGAGAGAGUAACAACAUUAUAUUUUGCUUUUAUUUCGCCUCUUAAAACCACACCUCGUAUUUAAAUUAGCUCAUGUGAACCGUGUUUCUCCUUUAACCACUAAAAACAGCAAGAAGGUAUUUGCGAAACACUAUUGUAAUAAGUAUGGACCACGAAUAAUUAUAUUUAUCUGUUAAUUAUACAAAUUACAGUAUUCUCGCGGGUAAAGGAAAAACAUGAAACAUAUGAAAGAUCACAACUAGCGACAUCUAGUUUUACACAUCAACUUUUAAAUUGCCUUAGUGAUGACAGAGGGCGCUUAUAAAAAAUAUAUAAAUGAUUUUAUUUAUUUCUUAGGUAACUCCUAUUUAUUGUAUCCAAAUAAAAUUAUUUUAAGUGUAAUAUAUAUAUUACACAUAUAUAUAAAUGUAUAUAAAGUUGACAUUGAAAAGUAGUGUGAUUAUUUGAAAAUAUAAGAAAAUAUAAAACGUAAUAAUACUUUGAAACAUAAUAUUUUGCCCUUGGCAUAAAAUUUAAGGUAAUAUGAAUCAAAGUUAUACAGAGAUUGAUUGUAGUCACGGUAUUAAAUAUUAAAAGCCUGCUUGCGAAACUUAAUUCUUUCUUAAAUAAUGCUGUAUAUACAUGUAAAUGCGUUCAUAUAUGUGUAAAUUCAAAUCAUAAUAUUUUUCACAGAGAACUGACAUGUUGUUCGUAGAUUAUGUAUAUCAAAUGAGUAGUUUAUUUAUAGCAAUUCUAGAGAUAUUUCCUGUAAUUAAAAAGCAACAUAAUAACUAAUUACAUGCACAUGGGUUUCUUUUUAAUUACCGUUCGUUAUAUCAUUGUAUCCUUAGUGUACACUCUACUAUAUUUAUUUAUCUGUAGGUACGUAACCAACUUUUAUUGACAUAUAUAAAAUCCAUUCGGUACUAAUCUUGUUUAAUUAAAAAAACACUAUUUUCGGUUUACUUCGGUGUUAUUUUAUUAUUUUAAACUACACACUCCGGAUGUCUCAGCUACAUUGCAGCAACUGUGAUCACGGGCAGACGAGAUGAAAGUGUCUGCCCGUGAUCACGGCUGCUGUCAAAAUAUUAGUUUUAUUUAAAUGAAUACUCUCGUAAGUCUUAGAUCACAUUAACCUUGUUCAAUAUUUUAACACAG